This is a messenger RNA of Fonticula alba, 303 nucleotides long. RefSeq lists its product as hypothetical. The record is from RefSeq and is a predicted model, not a curated record. NCBI's taxonomy places the organism in Eukaryota, Rotosphaerida, Fonticulaceae. The transcript has a single exon. Bases 1 to 303 code for a protein of 100 amino acids.
AUGCCCACCCCACCGCCGGCCGGAACCCGCGCUCACCGACGGCCCGAACGCGCCGCCCGCCCCGCCCCGUCCCGCACCUCGGCCUGCGGCCCGCGGCUGCGCGGCUCGCCAGGCUGCAACUUCGCCGAAAUCAGCACCCAGGUCCUGGCCGGCGUCCGUCCGGAGGCUGUCCACGACCUGGGGCCCCUGGGCGGGCUGCUGGCCGCCGCCUGGGACCCGGCCCAUGGGGCCCGGCCGACGGCCGCGGCCUUCCUCCACUGGUGCAUCGCCGGCGGCCCGGGCGCCACCGCCAGUAGCCCGUGA